This is a messenger RNA of Cervus elaphus (red deer), 7820 nucleotides long. RefSeq names its product leucine zipper protein 1 (gene LUZP1). The transcript has 6 exons. Bases 818 to 4030 code for a protein of 1070 amino acids. The record is from RefSeq and is a predicted model, not a curated record. NCBI's taxonomy places the organism in Eukaryota, Metazoa, Chordata, Mammalia, Artiodactyla, Cervidae.
GACCUUGACGUCACCAGAUAGUCCCGCCCCUCAUUGUCAGUCCCGGGAGCCGGAGGAGGCGCCGGCUGUGGAGAGCUGAGCGCCGGAGCCCGUGGCGGGCGGGAGCGCGGGCCAGAGCCGCUGAGACAGACAGCACAUACAGGCAGAACCAGCACCAUUACCACCAACAGUAACAGCACAGCCCCAGAAGAGAUGCCUCAGGGAAGUGACGUGGCGAGAUCUGUCAGGGUGGAAAGGCUCUGAAGAGGCAGCGCUGAAGAGUUUGAGGAUGUUUACAGUUAUCCUUUGUUUCUGGGGACAGAGGACCAGUGCUCCGAGGAUGCAAGAAGUCAAGAGGCAGCUGCCAUUGCAAGAUAGUGAGUGACUGUUUCCACGACAGCAAGCAUCAGGGGAGCAGCCAGAAGCAUUGACGGGAAACUUCAAUCACCUAAAUGGUCAUCUGGAAAGGUCUCUGAUGAGGUGAUACUUUAAGCCAAGAUCUGAAAGAUGUGAGAAACACACCCAAGGAGUCACCUGGGAGAAGAGCAUUCCAGGCAGAGGGAACAGCAGAUCUAGAAGCCCUGAGACACAAGCGUGACUGUUGCUGUCCCAGGACCAGCAGGGCUGCCCGUGUGCUGGAGAGGAGCAGCGGGGGAAGCGCAGAGGGGACCGGAGCGGAGCAGAGCCGGCCGCAGCUCACCGAGGGCCCGAGAGCUGGGACUGAGAAUGGUCUCCAACUGCCAAAGAAGGUUGUGGAUGCCAAGAGAAAGGUAACCGUUUCUCAUCCCCUCGAGUGGAAUUGGUUGCCUCUGGGAGCCCACAUUGGCUGGCAGUAGACAUGGCUGAGUUUACAAGCUACAAAGACACUGCUUCCAGCCGCCACCUGCGGUUCAAGUUACAGAGUCUAAGCCGCCGCCUUGAUGAGUUGGAGGAAGCCACAAAAAACCUCCAGAAAGCAGAGGAUGAGCUCCUGGACCUCCAGGACAAGGUGAUUCAGGCAGAAGGCAGCAACUCCAGCAUGUUAGCCGAGAUUGAAGUGCUGCGCCAGCGAGUGCUGAGGAUUGAAGGCAAAGAUGAGGAAAUCAAGAGAGCAGAGGACCUCUGUCAGCUGAUGAAGGAGAAGCUUGAAGAGGAGGAAAACCUCACCCGGGAGCUGAAAUCUGAGAUUGAGCGGCUUCAGAAACGGAUGGCGGAACUGGAGAAGCUAGAGGAGGCCUUCAGCAGGAGUAAGAAUGACUGCACCCAGCUCUGUCUGAGCCUGAAUGAGGAGAGAAACCUGACGAAGAAGAUCUCCUCGGAGCUGGAGAUGCUCCGGGUCAAAGUGAAAGAACUGGAGUCUUCCGAGGACCGGCUGGAUAAGACCGAGCAGGGUUUAGUGUCCGAGUUAGAGAAGCUGAAGUCACUCACUCUGAGCUUCGUCAGCGAGAGGAAACACUGGAAUGAAAAGGAGAAGGAAAACGAGAAACUCAUAAGAGAGCUUACUCAGAAAUUAGAGCAGAACAAAAAAAUAAACCGGGAUUACGCCAGGAAUGCUUCUAAUCUUCUGGAGAGGAACGACCUGCGGAUUGAAGAUGGGAUCUCUUCCACACUGCCGUCCAAAGAAUCAAGAAGGAAGGGCGCUCUGGACUACCUGAAGCAGGCCGAGAAUGAAACAAGAAACAAGUCAGAAAAUGAAAAGAACCGAAAUCAGGAAGACAACAAAGUAAAAGACCUUAACCAAGAGAUUGAGAAACUUAAGACACAGAUCAAACAUUUUGAAUCUUUGGAGGAAGAGCUUAAGAAAAUGAGGGCCAAAAAUAAUGAUCUUCAGGAUAAUUACCUAAGUGAACAAAAUAAAAACAAACUCUUAGCCAGCCAGCUGGAGGAGAUAAAGCUACAAAUCAAGAAACAGAAAGAAUUAGAGAACGGGGAGGUGGAAGGGGAAGACGCUUUCCUCUCCAGCAGAGGCAGGCAUGAGAGGACUAAGCUUAGAGGCCAUGGGAAUGAGGCAUCAAUGAAGCACACGGCCCGGGAACUGUCCCCUCAGCAUAAGCGGGAAAGGCACCGGAACAGGGAAUUGGCUCUCAACAAUGAAAACCCUCUGAACAACAGGCAGGUUUCCUCUCCCAGCUUUACCAGCAGGAGGGCAGCCAAAGCUUCCCACGCAGGGCCAGGUGCAGACAGUGGGGCUCAGGAGACGAGGAGAGCCGAAGAUCGAUUCACGUCUGGCUCCUCGCAGAGCGAAGGGAAGAAGUCCAGGGAGCAGCCGUCGGUGCUCAGCCGCUACCCGCCGGCCGCUCAGGAGCACAAUAAGGGCUGGAAGGGCGCUCCCAAGCCAGGUGCUGAGAGUGGGUUGAAGGGAAAAGUAGAGAAGGCAACACGAACGUUUAGUGAUAACACCCAUGGAUCUGUUUCCAAUGACGUGCUGGGGAGAGGUGACAAGGCUUCCGACACCUCCACUGAGGCCCCCUUUGGCAAGAGGGGGCAUGUGCCUGGCAGUGGGAGUCAAACAACGCCGGCUGCAGAUUCUGGCAGCUCUAAAGCCGUUGGAGCCCUGGCCACAUCGCGACGAUCUUCCUCAGAAGGGCUCUCUAAGGGGAAAAAGGCGGCCAGUGGCCUGGAGGCUGACACCAGUUUCCCCAGUUCCAAGACUCCACCUCUAUCAAAGUAUCCGUAUAGCUCCAGGAGCCAAGAGAACAUCCUUCAGGGCUUUUCAACCUCAAGUAAAGAAGGAGUUGAACAACCUGUGGCAGUUGUGAUGGAAGACAGUAGUCAGCAUGAGGCCCUGAGGUGUCGAGUCACCAAGUCCAGUGGCAGAGAGAAGCCAGACUCGGACGAUGACAUGGACGUGGUGUCUCUUGUUACUGCCAAGUUGGUGAACACGACCAUCACUCCAGAGCCAGAACCCCCGCAGCAGCCCCACGCGAGAGAAAAGGCCAAAUCCCGGGGGGUUAGAGCCUCCCUGUUUGAGAAUGAUAAAGACGUGGGAACAGAAAAUGAAUCUGGGAAAGCUGUCAGAGCCUCCACCAAUGCCAUGGAGCUCCCAGAGGCCAACGGCCCCGGGGCAAAAAGCCAGCGGCCCUUCAGCCCCAGAGAGGCCUUGCGGUCUAGAGCCAUCAUCAAACCUGUCAUCAUUGAUAAGGAUGUGAAAAAAAUCAUGGGAGGAUCUGGAACUGAGGCCGCAUUGGAAAAACAGAAAUCUGCUUCCAGACCAGGGCCAAACAAAGUGACCAGCAGCAUAACUAUCUACCCCUCGGACAGUGGAAGCCCGCGAGCCGCUCCGGGUGAGGCCCCGCGGGAGAGGCACACGUCCACCGGCAACAUCCAGGUGGGGCUGCCGGAGCCCGCCUCAGUGAGCAACCACGUCAGCGCCCCCUUUGAGCUCUCCAUCCACAAACACGACAUCACCCUGCAGUUCAGCGAAGCGGAGAGAACGGGAGAUGGGUCCCCGAAGAACAGGCCGGAAACUGUGGUCUCUCGGAGCAGCAUUAUAAUCAAGCCGUCGGACCCCGUGGAGAGGAGCAGCCACGCGCCCACAGCGGAGACGAUCAGGUGGAAGAGCCACAGUGCGCCUUCAGAAGCGGGCGCUUCGGAUGCCAGACACGUCACUGUGCGCAACGCCUGGAAGAGCAGACGAGACGUGAACUCUUCAGAAGACUCCCCAGGUCGGGUAGGUAAACACGCGGAGUCUCCCAACCUCCACACCCAGAGAUCGUCCACAGACUGUUCAGACUUUGAGCAGCCCGGCUCGUACCUUUCUGAGCAGGGCACUCGAAGGAGCGGCACCUCUGGGGAUGCCCCCGAGCUCGCCUGCAGAAGGACCCACAGCAGCCUCACUGUGUCGGAGGUGUUCGCGCGGCGGAGUCGGGCAGGGGACGCCGUCCCAGCUGAGGCCUGGAACCACUCGGUGAGCAUGGAGGAAGGGGACGACUGCACCCUCAGCGUCUACAGGCGACUGCACAACUCCCUCGAGAGGUCUGAACUGUCCGUGAAGCAGGGGCCGACGGAGCCCGGGCGCACGCGGGCUGAGGAGCGGUUGCGGCCCACCAGGCCCUGUGCCGAGGACAACUGAGCCGGCCGGGCGACGCCUGCCGUCUUCUCUGCCCCUGCUUCUCAGCUCAUCCACCUUUGUGCCCUGUGAAGGAGCCAGGCCAUGGCUGGGAGACUGUGCCGGAGAGCCCGGCUGUGGCCUGUUGCUUGCCAGUUGGCCAGAGGGGAUCAGAAACUACACGUGGGACAUGGUCACCCGGGCCCAGCCUUCCCUGAUGCAUGAGUUUUCUCUCCUUGUCCCUGUGCCCCGGGUAGGAUGGGCCAGUCCGGCCCCCAAAUGAGGAAAGAUCUAGAGAACCCCUUGGAUCCCCACCACCCAACAGCAGCCAAAUCUCCUCCCAGCUCCUGGGUGGGUUGUGUCGUUGGGCAACCCCUUCUGUGUGGUUAACGUUCUGAUUCCUUAGUAUCCUCACCGCAUCCAGCUCACUCAUCAUUUGCCCAAGGGGCCUGCGCACCCACCAGCCAUCAGCUCCAUCUGGGGGGGCCUCCGUUUCUUCCCCGGUGGAGCUCCUCAGACUUUUACAGUGAGAGAGAUCUGUGUCGCCUCUAAGCGUUUACGGAACUACCCUUUAGGUUGACGUCUCUCUGACUUGUCCCCCUGGCUGACCAUUGUUUUCCGGGGGCAGAGCACACGGGUACCCUGCCUACUGGAAUGGCAUCAUCCCUCCCCGCCAACCCCGGCUCUCUGCUCACCUUCCAAAGGCACCUGGAAGCGCACGAGCCUCACGCGUCUCCCUCCCUGGCCGCCAACUGUGCUGCUGGCCUGGCCUGCACCUCCCCUGCAGCUGCUGCGUUAUCUCCUCCUCUGGAAUAUUCCCAGACUCCACUGGGCCAGACCCAGCAUCCUCUACCUUCUAGGAAGUGCCAGCGUGGGGGAAAGUGGACAGGAAGAAGCAGUUUCCCUUUAGUCACUCCAUAAAGCAAUAGCUCCAUGAAAAAGGCGUGGACUCUGUUCAUCCUCCUGAUCCCUGUGGAGGAGGUAUCGCACUUUACCAAGUUGAUGCAUUCCUACCAGAAGCGGGCCCAUGAGUUCUGCAAACCAACGAUCGUUGUGAUGACUUCAUUGGAGGAAAGGUAAUACGUGCCCAUCAAGAGCCCCAGGUUUAUACAAUUCAGAAUGCAGCAAACCUUUCAGGAAGCCACAUAAAUAAAAAUUGAUUACAGUUUCCUUAUACCAAUCCCGUGGGGAAGAACCAUAUAUUCUUCGCACUGCUUUUUCUAUAGCAUUCUCUCAGUUCAAAGGGAUCCCUUUUCAAAGGCUGCCUUUAUGAAGCCAACACUGUUCCUUCAUAAUGACAGAUGGCAUUGGAGUCAAGGUUGAGAAAGCUGAAUUUUCUUCAUGGCUUUACACUUCCCUCCUGUGUGACCUUGGGCAAAUCAUUGUCCUCUUGGGGCCUCAGUUUCCUUAUCUAUAAAAUUAGUUCUUUAAAAUGGUCUCUGAGGGUCGUAAACCUGGCAUUUUAAGUUUUGUUUCCACCCUGUAGGGGGGGUAAUUCUCACUGUUGGAAGCUAUUAACCAAAUGGGUUUACAUGUGUCCUUCCCACUGCCUUUGUUUUUCUGGGCCUUAUUCUUUCCAGUUUCCUGUGUUUUAAUGUCGAGAGGAUGAACUCAGAGAAGUUACCUUGGCCUGCUUUCCCAGUCUGUGAAACGGAAGGGCUGGGUGAGGUGGUCUCUGUGGCCCUUCUCAACACCAGCCUUGCCCAGGGCCGCGCAGCAGGCCACGGACUCCCACCCAGUGCUCCUCGCGUCUUCUCUGCCCCCACUCGGGGUGGGGACCAGCACUCGCCCCUCCCUCGUUGGCGCCAGGCCUGGCAGACCUGGAGGGGGCGUGGGGAGCACCUCCCUGACUUUGACGGACAGGAGUGUUUUGCUCAUACUCCCAUUUCCCGGAGUUUUGCCAAUCUAAGGGUUGUAAUGUGGUUUGCCUUUUCUCCUCAUUGCUGCCUCAGAUGCUCAAGAUGCUGUUUUCAGAAUCUCUUCCUGCUGCUUUUCCUGGCUCAAGGCUGCAACCCCUCACUUGUAGCCUCCCUGCCAUUCUUCACUGGUCAGCAACCCUUCAAGUCCAGAGGAAAUCAGACCUGUGUGGUCAUCAACUGAGACUGUAGGAAGUUGGGUCUGUGGCUCUUUGCGGGUGGAAACAGGCGCCAGACGUGCCUGCAGAGGUCUCGCCAGUCAUUCUUCUCUCUGGGCGUUUGGAGCCCUGGAUUCUGGUGCUGUAUACAGCUCCUGGUGCCAAAGUCUGGAUCUUUCCCCAGCUCAGCGGCACCAGCGUCUGCCACCGCCCAGAAUGCUCUGUGGGAGAGGGACGGCUGUGGGGCCCUCUUGCUGGGGCUGCUGACUUAAACUCUGAGUGCAAUAGGGUUUGAUUGUACAAUUAUUUCAGGAUAAAUAUUGUUUCCUUAUUCUGCACACUUUCUAGAGCCCGCUGUAAAAUAGAUUUUAUUUUUAAACGUCCUCACCAUUGCAGAAAAUACUAUUUGUAAUAGCAAGUGAAGGCUAGAGACGCAGUUCCUCGGGCUUCAAAUGGCUGGCAAGGCUGGCUCUCAAAAUUCCAAAGUUGGAAGGCCCGUUUCCGAAAAGCAAUCUAGGCGUGACUGUCUGGCCCCGGACCUCACCAUCAGAGGUCCUGGAGGAAACUUCCAAAUGGGAGACCUAGUAGUUGAAUAAUUGUCUUAUCAAGCCAAAUAUUCCCACUGUCGCAGCCAACACACCCACUUUUUACGACCAGCCUCUUCCACAGCCUGGCUCUGACUCGGACUUUUCCUGGCAGGUGUGUGGCUGUGGGAGGCUCCUAGGAGGGUCGGGGAAUCUGGCACUCCAAGAGCUGCUCGGCUGGAGGAAGGGGUGCUGGAGGCAGAGCUGGCUACACGCGAGGAGCUGGUCUCCGCCACCUGCUGCCGCCUGCCUCACCACCCGUGACACUCGGAACAGUCAGAGAAAGGAAGGACGGGGAUGGUGGGCAGGGAAACCGUAGCUGUCCUGCUCUUGUGAGGCGAGGAAACAGUUACGGGUGGCGGACGGGCUGCAGUGGGCCAAGGACCCCAACCUCAGCCACAGGCGAGCUUGCACAUAACUCCUCACCCUCUCAUGGGGGUGGGGGCGUCUGUACUGAUCUUGGACUUGUCUCGGGGCAGUUUUACUUCUUUACAUUCAGUGGGUUAGUGCCAAGUGCUCCCACUUCCCAGGAAAGGACUGGUGACCCCAUCUCUGGGUCCCCAGCUGCCUUUGUUGGUGUGGGCUUAUUGUUACUCUGACAAGACUGCUUUGGAAGAGCUGCUUUUAGGGAUUCCCUUUAAAUACCCCAGGUUGGGAACAGGGUUCUCACAGCCUCACAGCCAAGAUCAUAGGAAAGGGGCCCUAUUUUCCUGCUGCUUCACAGCUCAGAACAUGUACUGAAUGGAAUGUAUUUUUAAGAGAAUAAAGUCUAUUUUUUCUUUUUUUUGUAUUUUAAAGAUUGGGAGGGCCAGGGAAGUAGCCCUCAAAUAAACUGUUAUUACCUAAUAGGCCCCCUGGCUGGGGACGCAUCAGUGUGUUGGUCUCCACCCACUCGCUCAGGCGGGUCCUCUGGCCGCUCCCGUGCCCCUUGGAGGCUGGGUGCAGCAGCUUCUUUUACAUUCCUGCUCCAAGCACGGGACCAAGGAGGCCAGACCCUGUCGCUGGAAACCAGGGCAAAGCCGUGAGCAGUGACUCAGGGCUCCUGGGGUGCAUGUGUAUAGUUGAAGCUGCCUGUCUGCAUGUAUCCUCUGGCUCUAAUGCGGUCUGUUGGCUCUGCAGCACAAUAUGUAACCAAUAAAGCUCCCUAGUUUCCACA